GAAGCGCGCCGCGGUGGUGUCUCUCAGGUGGGCGGGCGGGCUGAAGAAGGCGAAGGCAAGAUGGCGCCGCCUGGGGCCGCGGGCGCUGGGAGCCUCGGUUGACUGGAGCUCAGGCGCCGCCGCCUGGCAGCGGAAGGGUUAACGCGCUGGGUGUCGCCGCGGCCGCUCCCUCUGACGGACGAGCUGAGUCGCUGGCUGCAGCGGAGCCGGGCGCGCCUCGCCGGCAAUGGAGACCGGCGAGCUGAGCAGCAUGGAGACCAUGGAGACCCUGACGGAGCUGGGCGACGAGCUCACCCUGGGCGACAUCGACGAGAUGCUGCAGUUCGUCAGCAACCAGGUUGGAGAUUUUCCAGAUCUGUUUUCUGAACAGUUGUGUGGCACUUUCCAGAGCAACAGUGCAUGCAAUGGAAGUGGAAUGGCAGAUCUCUCAUCACAGAGGACCUUCAACCAGGGGCAGCUUCAGUCUUUCCCACCUAAUUCAACUUCUCCCCAGCUUCAGGCAGUGCAAGUGAAAGUGUCCCAGUCAGCUGCUGCAACACCUGCCCCACAACGGACUGCACCUCCUCUUCAGCCUCGUCCUCAGGUUCAGCCUAGGCUCCAGCAACAGACUGUGAUGAUUACUCCAACUUUCAGCUCUGCUCCUCAGACACGGUUCAUUCAGCAGCCUGUAAUUUAUCAAAAUGCGGCCACAAGUUUUCAAGUACUUCAGCCUCAGGUACAGAGCCUGGUGACUUCCUCCCAAGUUCAGCCAGUCACUAUCCAACAGCAGGUGCAAACUGUGCAAGCCCAGAGGGUGCUCACACAGGCUGCCAAUGGAACCAUUCAGACACUGACACCAGCCACAGUCCAGACAGUGGCUGCCCCUCAAGUCCAGCAGGUUCCAGUCCUUGUCCAGCCACAGAUCAUCAAAACAGACUCACUGGUUUUAACAACAUUGAAAGCUGAUGGCAGUCCUGUAAUGGCUGCUGUUCAGAAUCCAGCCCUCACAGCAUUGACUACCCCGAUUCAGACAACAGCCUUGCAGACCUUAGUUGGUAGCAAUGGGACCAUCUUGACCACAAUGCCCAUGAUGAUGGGAGGGCAAGACAAGAUGACCCUAAAGCAGGUGCCUGGUGGUGCCAAGCAACCAGAACCUCCAAAGGAAGGAGAGAGACGAACAACCCAUAAUAUUAUUGAGAAGCGAUAUCGAUCAUCCAUAAAUGACAAGAUUAUUGAAUUGAAGGAUCUAGUCAUGGGGACAGAUGCCAAGAUGCACAAGUCUGGAGUAUUGAGAAAGGCCAUUGACUAUAUAAAAUACCUACAACAAGUCAACCACAAGCUGCGACAGGAGAACAUGGUCCUGAAACUGGCUAACCAGAAAAACAAGCUGUUGAAGGGGUUUGACCUAAGCAGUCUGGUGGACAAUGAUGUGGACUUGAAGAUAGAUGACUUCAACCAAACUGCUCUGCUCAUGUCCCCGCCUGCAUCCGAUUCAGGGUCACAAGCAGGAUUUUCUCCUUAUUCAAUUGAUUCUGAGCCAGGAAGCCCAUUGCUGGAUGAUGCAAAGGUUAAAGAUGAACCUGACUCUCCUCCUGUUGCUCUUGGAAUGGUUGACCGCUCACGGAUGCUACUUUGUGCUCUCACAUUCCUCUGCCUAUCCUUCAAUCCUCUAACAUCUCUUCUAGAAGGACAAAGGACAGCUGAAUCUGAAAGCCCUGUACAUCAUGGUUCUGGGAGGAGCAUGCUGACAAUAGGUUCAGGUUCUGGCGGCUGGUUUGGCUGGAUGAUGCCUACUCUGAUUUUGUGGCUUGUGAAUGGUGUUAUUGUCCUAAGUGUAUUCAUAAAACUGCUAGUGCAUGGAGAGCCAGUGACCCGGCUGCAUUCCCGUUCAUCUGUGACCUUUUGGAGACAUCGGAAACAGGCGGACCUGGACUUGGCCAAAGGAGACUUUGCUGCUGCCGCAUCAAAUUUGCAGAUAUGUCUGUCUGCCCUGGGCCGAGCACUGCCUGCCUCUCGUUUGGAUUUGGCCUGUGGCCUGUCCUGGAAUGUGAUCCGCUACAGUCUCCAAAAGCUAGGAUUGGUGCGAUGGUUGCUGAAAAGGACAUCGCGGCAGAGACGAACUACAGAGGCUCCUGUGGGUUUUGAGGAUGAAGCCAAAACCAGUGCACGUGAUGCAGCCCUAGCGUAUCAUAAGCUCCAUCAACUCCAUAUCACAGGUAAGCUUCCAUCCAGCUCAGCCUACUCAGGAUUGCACAUGGCACUAUGUGCUGUUAAUCUGGCUGAAUGUGCUGAGGAGAAGAUUCCAGCAAGCACACUGGCAGAGAUUCACCUGACUGCUGCAGUUGGUCUGAAGACCCGCUGCGGUGGCAAGCUGGGUUUCUUGGCGAGUUAUUUCCUAAGUCAGGCUCAGAGCUUGUGUAGUUCUGAGCGCAGUGCCAUUCCUGACUCCCUACGCUGGCUGUGUCACCCAUUGGGACAAAAGUUUUUUGUAGAGCGGAGCUGGACAGUGAAAGCUGCUGCCAAGGAGAGCCUGUACUGUGCACAAAGGAAUUCAGCUGAUCCAAUUGCACAGGUGCACCAGGCAUUCUGUGAGAACCUGCUGGAGAGAGCUGUUGAAUCCCUCGUGAAACCUUCGGUCCCCAAAGGGGCUGCAGGCCAAGAUGAUGAAGAGCCCUGUGAAUUUGCUAAUGCUUUGGAAUACCUGAAGUUACUUGGUUCCUUCAUGGACUUUAUGGGAAGUGGUAGACCCCCUUUCACAGGAAAUUCUGUAUUGAGGUCUGCCAUGGGGCCUGAUGUGGUCUGUAGGUGGUGGUCAUCAGCCAUCACUAUGACAAUCAGCUGGCUCAAGGGUGAUGAUGCCGCUGUGAGAUCACAGUUCACCAACGUGGAGCGCAUUCCUAAAUGUCUGGAGAUGACUGAGAGUGCCCUUGUGAAAGCUGUCUUCCAUGUGUGCAAAGCCAUGAAUGCCUCCUUGUCAAGUAAGGCAGAUGGGCAGCAGAGCUCCUUUGGCCACUGUGAAAGAGCCAGCACUCAUCUUUGGAACAGCCUUAACAUGAGCAGUGGAGUCUCAAGCACAAGUCUCAACAAUAUGAUCCAGCUGUUAGCCUGUGACCUGCUGUUGUCUCUCCGUACCACUCUGUGGCAGAAACAAAUGACCUCCAGCCAAGCUGUGGGAGAGACCUACCAUGCUUCUGCUUCUGAGCUUACUGGAUUCCAACGUGAUCUUGGCAGCCUGAGAAAACUGGCCCAUAGUUUUCGGCCUGCUUAUCGAAAGGUGUUCCUACAUGAGGCCACUGUACGCUUGAUGGCAGGGGCCAGCCCCACACGCACUCAUCAGUUGCUGGAGCAUAGUCUCAGGCGCCGAACCCCCCAGAGCAGCAAGCAAGGCGAACUGGAUGCUCUUCCUGGUCAGAGAGAGAGAGCAACAGCAAUUCUCUUGGCCUGCCGCCACCUGCCCCUUUCCUUUCUGUCAUCCCCAGGCCAGCGAGCUGUUCUGCUGGCAGAAGCAGCCCGUACUCUGGAGAAGGUUGGGGACAAGCGUUCCUGUAAUGACUGUCAGCAGAUGAUUGUGAAACUGAGUGGGGGCACAGCCAUUGCUGCCUCUUAACCCUGGGAGAAAGAGGGGGCAUAUCACAGCUUCCCAAAGAACUGGAUUCCUGCCCCUUUAUACCCCUCCUUUUUUAAACACUGUUCUAGGUUAGGACCAUGGAAGUUCCAUUUUGCUAGAUAUGGUAGGUCUUGGAGUAAACUAUCUUUUGUGGCUAGUAAAGUUCUCCAAACACUAUGGGAUGCCUACAUUGGAGAGCAGUUUUUCAUUGACAAAGAGCCUACAGCACCUUAGAAAAGAGAAGUACCUCUUUCCUGUUUAAGGAAGGGCUGGGUUCAGGAAGCUUGCUUUUCUCCAUUUUUACUGAACAAUUUACGACCAAAACAUCUUUGGAAGCAUGUAUUGGAGGCUGCAAAGAAGUCUCCUGAACCCUUUUGCCAGCAUCUGUGGUCUCUCUAUUUGUGGGUCAAGUCAUAUAUGCUGAGGCAGGCCCAGAGAGGAUCUAGGUAUGGUAACUGUUUUGGUCCUCUCCAGGUUACUUUUUUAAAAAAAUUAAGCCUUUAUAUAGAUUCUGUGUUUCUUGGAGGGCUUUGGGUGGUUAUACUAGCUCUCCCAGAGAAAUGUAUCACAGUUUUUAUGCAAUUUGGGGGUUUUAUAGCAAUGUUUUGUGGCUUUGCAAGCUGUAGGGCUAACAUUUAGGGUUUUUUAAUCUCUUCUAUCUCCUGCCCCUCACAUUGUGUAUGUCUGUUUCCUAUUGGUCUGCAGAGCUAUCAUUAGACUAGGGAUUGAGCCUAAUGGAUACUGGAAAGGAGAGGGCAAGAUAGGGCUUAGUUAAAAAAACUGGGAAACUCCUUCUUACAUACUGAUUUCAGCAGCAUUUUCUUCCAUUUUAAAUGUGUUUAGGACACAAUCAUUAGAGACAGUUUUGGAGCAUUACUAACCUAAGUGAGUAUAGUUCUGUUCUCCUAUUUCCCAGGAUACUUUAGGGGAGCCAUAAAAUUAAGCAAGUUUUAUAUGUAUCGCAUGUUCUAGGAGGAAGUAAAAUGGCUGUAGCUGUGCCUCUUGUUGGGAGAACAGUUUUUAAGAAAGUAGAUUCUACAUUGCAUGGAGUCUGAGUUCCAGAAACCCCUUGUGCCUACCUCCUGGGAUAUACUUUCUGUAUCCUUGUUAUAUCUCUCAUUUUAUCUUUCCAAAUCAAUAGUAAUUCCUCUGUUUUUAAAAAACAAAAGCACCAGCUAAACUCUCAGUUUGGGAACACUUGUUUCUCUGGGAAUGCCCAUAGAUGUGUAUGUCACAUUGAACUUGCUAUUGUUCUGUUUGCUGAUGCCUGCCCUUGUAAAUACAUCUGGACGCUGCUGUGGAAAUCAGACUUACAAUUAAACUCCGCCCCCCCCCAGAAGCCUCCAGCAAAUAACUUUCAAUUCAAAUAUAUGUUUUGUAGCUUAGAAUGCACAGAAACUCAUGUGUGUGUUGGGGAGGAGGGGUAUUCUUGUAGCAACAGAUACAGAAUUUCAGGAAUGUUGUCCAAAAUCACGCUAAUAAGAAAUGCAUAGCAUAUGAUUGCAAAUUGUGAAAUUCCACUCAUAGAGUAAACCUGAAUCUAAUACUGCAAUAAAACUUUCAACUUCCAUAUUGUGAAGGCUGCGAUAAAUUGCCUUUUCUCAAUAUUCCUGAAUAUUUGGGAACAAAGAAGAUUAUUUUCUUGAAUGAAAGUACUUUUUUUACCCAUAUGUGUGGGUGGGAUGUGUAAGCUGUUCCAUUUAUAUCUUCUGCCAUGUUCUGUCCUCAGAAGCUCACAGUGAAAGUGAACCUUCCAUUGUCUAAUUGGAUGUUACUUUGUUAGCAAGUAACAAAGUGGGUUUGUCUCCUUAAGUUUCAUUGCAUUAUAUAGAUCAUCUUGGAUGCUUCCUCUGUUAACUAUGUCUCUGCUGUAGCAAAAGUUAUGCCUUGGUACAACACAUAUUUGCCAGGCUGAAAUUCUGUCCUCAUAUAGGUGAUUAGAGUGUUACCUUGUUAUCUAAUGAUGUUCCCCCAUAGCAGCUUUCCCAGUAAAGGUUGCACUAAAUGAGAAGGGUAACAGAAACUACCUCAAUGGAAAGGUACCUGCUAGCACAGAGAGAUUGGGCUGGUUCUAUGCUCCAAAUGCAGAUCCUUCUGGUCUGUUAACAGUAGCAGCAGUCAUGGAUUGGCAUAGAAGUUGUGUAGAGUGUGGGUGCCUGGCUCUUGAAAACUCCUCCAUCGUGAAGAAUUCAUAGCAAACAAUUAACCGUAUUGCUAACUUUUAAAAUAUCUAGAUAAGGUAAUGCAUCUCUGAAUGCAUCUCCCGUUGAUCUGGUGUAACACUGUGGUCAUCUCACAGCUCCACAGAUUUAAAGCCAAGUGAGCCAUUUAUAACUGACAAGAGAAAAUCCUGCAGCCAAGGUUGGACAUUGCAAUAAAGGGCAAAGCUAAACACCAGAAAAAAGUCUCUGAGGGCAGGAUUGAUCUCGUGGAUUGGCACAGACUGACUUUGGGUAGAUGGGAUUUCCAGAGGGUAAUGAUGCCAGGGCAGACUUUCCUCAUACUUUUGGCAUUUCUCUGUCUUUUCUCCCUGCCCCUUUGCUAUGUAAGUUGCAUUCCUCAUAUGCCUUUUUAUACACCUUGGGUCUGUCUCCAGCUGUAUCCCUAUAUUGUUUUUGUGUAUAUAGUGUAAUUUUAUAUACAUACAUAUAUAUAUAUGAUGUGAAAGUGUCUAUUUAUCCCAGUAUAAUUAGAAAUAGGGAUACUUUGCUGUAAGAUGAUGUAGCUGGUGAUGGUGUAUGUUCCAGUUGUGCGCCCUGUCCUGGGGAUCAUUGUGUGACUGUUAUCUAAUAAAGAAAAAUAGUACACAAGGUCUGGUAUUCUUA
Messenger RNA from Eublepharis macularius, 6411 nucleotides. It is a transcript of the gene SREBF2, whose product is annotated as sterol regulatory element binding transcription factor 2. Bases 227 to 3586 code for a protein of 1119 amino acids. Gene Ontology annotation, cellular component: nucleus. Gene Ontology annotation, molecular function: protein dimerization activity; DNA-binding transcription factor activity, RNA polymerase II-specific; RNA polymerase II cis-regulatory region sequence-specific DNA binding. Lineage: Eukaryota; Metazoa; Chordata; Lepidosauria; Squamata; Eublepharidae. Gene Ontology annotation, biological process: positive regulation of cholesterol storage; positive regulation of transcription by RNA polymerase II. The record is from RefSeq and is a predicted model, not a curated record. The transcript has 19 exons.